This is a messenger RNA of Colossoma macropomum (tambaqui), 2108 nucleotides long. RefSeq names its product dr1-associated corepressor. Gene Ontology annotation, molecular function: RNA polymerase II general transcription initiation factor activity; core promoter sequence-specific DNA binding; protein heterodimerization activity. Gene Ontology annotation, biological process: negative regulation of transcription by RNA polymerase II; positive regulation of transcription by RNA polymerase II; transcription by RNA polymerase II. Gene Ontology annotation, cellular component: negative cofactor 2 complex; nucleus. The transcript is spliced from 7 exons. Lineage: Eukaryota; Metazoa; Chordata; Actinopteri; Characiformes; Serrasalmidae. Bases 163 to 633 code for a protein of 156 amino acids. The record is from RefSeq and is a predicted model, not a curated record.
UACGUCAUUGGGGGCGUUCCCUUCCUAAGAGCUCCUCAACUUCUCAGCUUUCUUCAUUUCUGAUUCUGCACUUCCUAUGAAAGGUAAACAAAUGGAACACCGGAGACCAAGCUGUCAAAAUACCCAAAAUGUAAUCCGAAAACAGGCAUUUAAAGGACCGAAAUGCCUGGACAGAAACGAAAAUACAACGUGCGCUUUCCUCCUGGUCGCAUUAAGAAAAUCAUGCAGAAAGAUACAGAGGUUGGGAGAAUGGCCACUGCCGUUCCAGUUAUCAUCUCUAAAGCUUUGGAAAUGUUCUUGAUAUCAUUCCUCACCAAGACGAGCUUAAUCACCCAGUCAAAGAACAGCAGAGUCAUGUCCGUCAACCACAUGAAGCAGUGCAUUGAGUCUGAGAAGCUGUUUGACUUCCUGAAGGACCUUGCAGAACAGGCCUGUGGAGCAUCAACACCUAAAGAGGGUAAACCCAAGGGGAAGUGGCCAGGGCACAGAAGAAAGUGGCAUAACAUGUCUAUCAAUCCAAAAUCCCCUGAGAAAGAAGAGCUGCCCAAAAGGACCAACACUGAGCCAGCAAUCCACAGUGACUCGUCUAGUGAGUCUGAGCUUGUUAUCUGCUUGGAGACCCAGUCGCCUUGAUAAUAGCUGCUGGAAUACAUUCUCUGUAGCUCCUACUAUCCACCUGACUGAAAACUGCAGCAAUAUUUAUGAAGACCCAACAAAAGUUUUUCUUUUAAUAUUUCCCAGAGAAAUCAUUUUAAUUUGUACAUUUGUUUUUGGUACAGAGGCAGAAUUAAAAUGUGGAACUAAAACACCCCAAUUGUUUAGAAGAAUUUGAUCUUGAACAAAAAUAGUUUAGUACAUCAGUAAAUUAAGAAUGUGCAUGUGAGAAUAAUGACGUCUUUAGUAAGUUUUAGAUCCCUUUAUACUGAAAAAGGACUUUAUGUUUAUUCUAUGAGGGAGAUAUAUUUUCUAUUACUGUCUCAUUUUCCUUUUUUUCUGUUGGAUUCAUAACUGUUGUAUUGGUCGAAGCUUCUUAAAAGUUAGUCAAACAUCAAUUUUAAGUUGUGGGUUAGAUGCAUACUGACAAUAUGAUGGACACCAUAAAUGUAGAGAACUGCUCACUUUACGUUAAUCACCUUUGAGUAAUUAUUUAACAGCAUUACCAAUGUUCUAUCUAGAAGAGAGAUUAAUUAAGAUGCAUAGAGUUAAAGAAAAUGAUGGAUGCGUUUUAUAGCUGCAUAUGUCCUAUGUAACGUUUUAAAAUUGAAAGUAAUGAUGUGGAUGUUAGAUGACUUUGAACACAUUUCUGCUUUCAACUAACAUUAAUGAUAAUCAACAUGAAUAAAUCAAAACAGAGCAAAGAUAUACAUUAAGACACAAAGAUCUCACACUGGGGAUUGUAAAAUAAAUGCAUGAAAUGUCUUGAUGAUGCAAGGGCAAUUUUAUUUUAAGAAAGUGAAAGAAACAGUCACUUGUUUAGAAACUGUGAUGCUGAGGUAAAAUAAAUAAAAUCAGAUUUCUGUAAACCUAGAGCAUGUGUUCUUUUAUAACAAGAAUUUGCUAUUUUUACGAUGAUUGUGACUUUGUGUACAUAUUUUCUCUGUAUUGAUGAGCAAGUCAUGUCUUGAAUGAUAUGAGUGACCUCAUGAGAGCCAUCCAUACGCAGGGAGAAAAAUAAAUAAAACAUACAAAACCUACAGGGGAAAUGAAUACAGUACUCCAAACUCUGAUGAAUACAAAAAACAGUUAUGUGAAGGAAUGCCCAGUUGUGCCUUUUGACACAAAUUUCAAUAUAUUCUGUACAACACAAAGGACUGUUUGGGCUGUUUCAAGCUUGUUUUCCUUUCAAAGAAUAAAAUUAGCAGUAAAUAAUAAUUAUUAUGAAAAUACCAUAUGAUAUCAUGAUUUUCACAAACAUAUACAGAAAUAAAGUUAGCCUCUCCUAAAAUGUUUACUUGUCUCAUACAAAUCAAAAAGAAACUGAUUAUUGUAGUGGUUUAACAGUUUCUUUGUUUAUUCUUCUUUUCUCAUUCCUCCAUGACAUCCAUAGGUCUUUGUCAUAGAUCACUUUCAGGAAAAAAAACUAUCAAAAAACUCACGGUCCAAAAAAA